Messenger RNA from Amphibalanus amphitrite, 753 nucleotides. Its product is annotated as GDP-fucose protein O-fucosyltransferase 2-like. Bases 142 to 636 code for a protein of 164 amino acids. The record is from RefSeq and is a predicted model, not a curated record. NCBI's taxonomy places the organism in Eukaryota, Metazoa, Arthropoda, Thecostraca, Balanomorpha, Balanidae. Gene Ontology annotation, biological process: protein O-linked glycosylation via fucose. The transcript is spliced from 7 exons. Gene Ontology annotation, molecular function: peptide-O-fucosyltransferase activity.
GGUUGAGGCACGCGGUUGAGAGACAAGUAGGUGACCUGCAUUUGAGCAGAGGUCUCCUCUGCCACGUGGCACGCCCUCAUGUCCUUAGAGCAGUAAGCAUUGUUUUAGAUAAAGAACACAGCGAUUUGAUUUGGUUUUGCAAUGAUGAUGACAUCUUUACAGUUUUCAGCCGUUCUUCUACUGGUUGGACUAUAUUUGGCUGGUUGUGAGGAUGCCUGCUAUAAAGAUGGACCAUGUGAGAAACAAGACACCUCCUCCUCAGUGUAUAAAAGGUACCUGCUGUACGACGUAAACCCCGGAGAGGGCUUCAACCUGCGCCGUGACGUCUAUAUGCGCGUGGCCGUAGCCGUGGCGCGCCUGCGUGGAUGGACACUGGUACUCCCGCCGUGGGGCCCGCUCUACCACUGGCAGGCCACCAAUGGAGAGUACGAGACGGGUAUCCCGUGGGCACGGUUCUUCGAUGUGGCCAGUCUCAACAGAUACGUCCCCGUAAUGGAGUUUGACGACUACGUCAAAGAGAGCGGUGCUCGGGUUGACGCCGUCCUGCAUCUGCAAAACUACGCCGAGGGCUGGAGGGACGGCCACUUUGACGAGAAGUGGCACGUGCGACCCUGUCUGAGCCAGCCGGUCCGGUGACGUGUUCAGCGGCCAGAUGUGGAGCCACGUGACGCUACAGGCGGCCAACUACAGCUGCGUCUCCAUCCAGGGCACCUCCAGGACGCUGGCGGAGAUGUGUGCCGCCCAGCCGCACAG